AUGGUAAUCAGUGGUAAUAGCAUCUGUUGGAUGUGGCAUCCUAGUAUCAUCAUUAUUUACUUGAUUUCUUAUGCAUAUUCUGUGGAAAUAAUUCCGUAUAAGUUUCAUUCCGAUAACGAUGAAUCUAUCAACAAAUGUUUGCAACGAGCAAUGGAAAUAAUCAGUGAUGAAACUUGCUUAUUAUUUGAACCAGCAACUAUUCUUACAGAUAGAAAUAUAGAACCAAUUUUAUUCAUGCAAUCACCAUUUUGUUCAUGGCAAAAGUCGAACCAAACGAUGCAUUUAAAUGGAAAAUGUUUAAAUGAAUUAUCACCACCAUUACCAUCAUUAACACUGUUAUCAUCAUCAUCAUCAGUAUCAUCAUGGUCUGAUGAUGCAUGUCUGGCGGUAUUGUCGCAUGCACUUUCUGCCACCGAUUCAUCACUACCAAUUCGCACACAAAUGAUUCAUCUAAUCAACACAAUGUACAACUGUACAGAAGGAUGCAAUAUGGAAUGUGAAAAUGGCGGUAAAGUGAAAAACGAUUGCAAUUGUCAAUGCGCAUAUGGAUUUGAGGGAAAAAAUUGUGAAGAACUUUCGAGACGGAAACUUUUCACUGAUCCAUCAUGUGGCAUUCAUAGUGAUGAACAAGGAACUGUUUCACUUAGUACAUAUCCGGAAGGUCGAACAGGUGCAACAUUUUGCCAAUGGUUGAUAAAAAGUAUACCGGAAAAGACGAUCGAAUUUUACAUUAAAGAUUUAGAUUUAGAUGAUGAUAACGUUCCACCGGAUCAACCAUGCAAUGAUAUCUUUUAUAUUUGGGGCGCUAAAAGUAUUGCUAAUCCAAUUUUAUGUUCUACAAAAGAUAAUUUAAUUGGUAUCCGUUUUGAAAGUGAUUCCAAUUGGUUGCUGAUUGAAUUGCGAACAAAUCCGUGGUCAGAAGGAUCGCAUCGUGGUCCACGAAUUAAAUAUCGUCAAGUUGAUGCACCAUAUCAGAGAUCUUUACGUGCUUUCACAACCGACGUAAUACCAUCAAACGCUUCCAGUAAUGUGCCAAUAUUUAUUAUACUACUACUGAUAACAUUGAUCAGAUGA
Brugia malayi is the source of this 1074-nucleotide messenger RNA. RefSeq lists its product as uncharacterized. The coding region runs from base 1 to 1074 and encodes 357 amino acids. The transcript has 9 exons. The record is from RefSeq and is a predicted model, not a curated record. Lineage: Eukaryota; Metazoa; Nematoda; Chromadorea; Rhabditida; Onchocercidae.